This is a messenger RNA of Meleagris gallopavo (turkey), 7658 nucleotides long. The record is from RefSeq and is a predicted model, not a curated record. Lineage: Eukaryota; Metazoa; Chordata; Aves; Galliformes; Phasianidae.
GUUUACUUCUCUUGCAGUGGUGUGAUGAAAGAUUCGACUUCCAAGCUACGUUUUUACAGUGCUUGGCAAAACACGUGCCAAAUAUUUACUCAGCUGAGAUGGACCCCUUGCUGGAGAAACAAGAAGAAAUGGUCCAGGCAGCAAUAUUUUACCCCCUGGAAUGUUAUUUAUUUGGGGAAGACCCAGAUACAUUUCUAGAGAAGCUACAGCAGAGCGGAAUCUCCCAGCUCUGUGGGAAGGUGUUCAAAGGAGGGGAGACAACAUAUUCUUGCAGAGACUGUGCAGUUGAUCCAACCUGUGUACUCUGUAUGGACUGCUUCCAGAAUAGUAUUCAUAGGAAUCACCGGUACAAGAUGCAUAGCUCCACUGGAGGUGGAUUUUGUGACUGUGGGGAUACAGAGGCAUGGAAGGCUGGACCAGUGUGUACUAAACAUGAGCCUGGAGCAUCAGGUUCUCCAAAAGAAAAUUCUGAAUGUCAGUUAAAUGAAGAAGUUAUGGAGCACUCUAGGAGAGUGUUUCCCUCCGUGGUAAAAUACAUUGUAGAUAUGCUUAUAUGGGAAGAAGAGAAGGAGUUGCCUCCGGAGCUCACAAUUAGUAGGGAGAAGGUAGACAGCUACUACUGUGUCCUUUUCAAUGAUGAACAUCAUUCUUAUGAUCACGUCAUCUAUAGCCUGCAAAGGGCGCUUGGCUGUGAACUUGGUGAAGCCCAGUUGCACACUACUGCUAUUGAUAAAGAGGGUCGGAGAGCUGUUAAGGCAGGACAUUAUGCCUCUUGUCAGGAGGCAAAGGAAGAAAUCAAGAGGCAUUCUGAAAAUGUUUCACAACGACCCCUUCACGUGGAAGUUCUGCAUGCUGACGUCAUGGCUCACCAGAAGUUUGCCUUGCGCCUUGGUUCUUGGCUGAACAAACUCAUGAGCUAUUCAAGUGACUUUCGCAAGAUCUUUUGUCAAAUAUGUCUUAAAGAAGACGCUGGAUCUGAAAAGCCAUGCUUCAUAAGCCAGUUAAUGCUUUGGGAUGCAAAACUUCAUAAAGGAGCAAGGAAGGUUCUUCAUGAACUUAUCUUCAGUAGUUUUUUCAUGGAAAUGGAUUACAAAAAACAUUUUGCUGUGGAAUUUGUGAAGUAUUACAAGACUUUGCAAAAAGAAUACAUCAGUGAUGAUCAUGACAGAGUUCUCUCUGUGACAGCACUCUCAGUUCAGAUAUUCACUGUACCUACUCUGGCUCGCCAUCUUAUUGAAGAGCAAAAUGUAAUCACUAUCAUUACAGAGACACUCCUGGAAGUCCUUCCAGAGUAUCUAGACAAAAACGACAAGUUCAACUUCCAAGGUUACAGCCAGGAUAAACUCAAUAGGGUAUAUGCAGUAAUAUAUGAUCUCAGGUAUGUUUUAAUCAGCAAGCCUACAGUAUGGACAAACCGUCUGAGGGAGCGCUUUUUAGAAGGAUUUGUUUCUUUCCUAAGGAUUUUAACUUGUAUGCAGGGAAUGGAAGAGAUAAAAAGACAGAUUGGUCAGCACAUUGAGGUGGACCCUGACUGGGAAGCAGCCAUUGCUAUACAGAUGCAGCUAAAGAACAUACUCUUGAUGUUCCAAGAGUGGUGUGCCUGUGACGAGGAGCUGUUGCUGAGGGCCUACAAAGAAUGUCAUAAAGCUGUAAUGAGGUGCAGCACAAACGGCCGUUCACGGGAAAAGACAGUGUUUCACUUAUGUGGCCAUACUUUGGAGAGUAGACCUUACAGAGUGUCUUCAGAUCCUGUCAGCAUACAUUUGCCACUUUCUAGGACUCUGGCAGGUCUUCAUGUACAAUUAAGCAAGACUGGAACCAUCUCAAGAUUGCAUGAGUUUGUUUCUCCUGAAGAAUUUCAAGUGGAACUGCUAGUAGAAUAUCCUUUGCGGUGUCUUGUUUUGGUUGCUCAGGUUGCUGCAGAGAUGUGGAGAAGGAAUGGUCUCUCCUUGAUAAGUCAGGUAUUCUAUUAUCAAGAUGUUAAGUGCAGAGAAGAGAUGUAUGAUAAAGACAUCAUCAUGCUCCAGAUUGGUGCAUCUCUUAUGGAUCCGAACCAUUUCCUAUUGCUCUUACUCCAGAGAUAUGAGCUUGCAGAUGCUUUCAAAAAGAUCAAGCUCACCAAAGAUCAGGAUCUGAUCAAACAAUGUAACGUACUAAUAGAAGAAAUGUUACAGAUUAUAAUCUAUGUUGUGGGAGAAAGAUAUGUGCCUGGUGUGAGUAAUGUGACAAAGGAGGAUGUUAUCAUGAGAGAAAUCAUCCAUCUACUGUGUAUUGAGCCAAUGGCUCACAGUGCAAUUACUAAAUCCUUGCCUGAAAAUGAGAACAACGAAACUGGCUUGGAGAAUGUAAUUGAUAAAGUAGCAACAUUUAAGAAACCAGGUGUGUCUGGACAUGGAGUUUAUGAACUGAGAGAUGAAUGCUUGAAAGAAUUCAAUAUGUUCUUUUAUCAUUAUACUAAGACCCAGCAUAGCAAGGCUGAACAUACACAGAAGAAAAGAAGAAAACAAGAAAACAGAGAUGAAGCAUUGCCACCACCGCCUCCUCCAGACUUCUGUCCUGCAUUCAGUAAUGUGGUGAGGAUUCUGAACUGUGAUGUAAUGAUGCACAUACUGCGAACCAUCCUUCAGAGAGCAGUAGAACUGGAAACACACUUGUGGACUGAAGCUAUGAUUCAAAUGGUACUUCAUCUCCUUUCUUUAGGGUUAUUAGAAGAGAAGCAGCAGUUACAGAAGUCUCCAGAAGAAGAAGUAACAUUUGAUUUUUAUCACAAAGCAACAAGAAUGGGAAGCUCAGCCCUGAAUGCUGUAAAUGUAUUAAUGCUUCUGGAAAAAUUAAAAAGAGUUCCUCAGUUGGAGGCACAGAAGGACACAGUCAUUUGGAUACUGCAGAUGUUUGACACAGUGAAAAGAAUGAGAGAAAAAUCUAGUUUGACAGCAGUAGUGGCUCCGUCGGGCUCAGAAACUGCAAAAGGUGAUGAGACACAGAGCACUCAAGAUAAAGAGAAAGCUGAGCGAAAGAGGAAGGCAGAAGCAGCUAGGUUGCAUCGUCAGAAGAUAAUGGCUCAGAUGUCUGCUUUGCAGAGGAAUUUCAUUGAAACCCACAAACUCCUUUAUGAAAACACGUUGGAGGCACAGGGGAAAGAAGAUGCUAUUAUGGAAGAAGAAAGCAUAUCUUCAGCAAUCGAUUACUCCAGAAUUGCUUUGGGUCCCAAACGAGGUCCAUCCAUUGCUGAGAAAGAAGUUCUGACCUGUAUUCUUUGUCAGGAGGAGCAAGAAGUAAAGCUGGAAAGUGCUGCUAUGGUAUUAUCUGCUUGUGUCCAGAAAUCAACUGCCUUAACUCAGAAUAGGAGCAGAAUUCUUGAACUCUCAGGGGAUACAGUAGAUCCUCUGUUCAUGCAUCCUGACUUGCCAUGUGGAACCCACACAGGAAGCUGUGGCCAUGUGAUGCAUGCAGCCUGUUGGCAGAAGUACUUUGAAGCCAUGCAGCUGAACUUCCGACAACGCCUGCACGUUGAACAGAUAUUUGACUUAGAGAAUGGAGAAUAUCUUUGUCCACUUUGCAAAUCUUUGUGCAAUACUGUGAUUCCCAUUGUUCCAUUGCAGGCUCAAAAAAUAAACAGUGAGGAUGCAGAGGCAGUAGCUCAAAUUCUCUCCCUGGCCAGGUGGCUGGAAACCAUCAUAGUCAGAAUAUCAGGCUACAAUGUGAAAAAUGCGAAAGGAGAUCAACAAAAUGUUCCAGCUUUUGUCAACAAGGGAUUGGGGAACUCUGCUUUGGAAUUCCAUUCUAUCCUUAGUUUUGGAGUUCAGUCCUCGGCCAAAUACUCAAGCAGUAUCAAGGAGAUGCUUAUUCUGUUUGCAACCACCAUUUAUAGAGUUGGACUAAAAGUUGCUCCAAAUGAAGCUGAUUAUCGAAUUCCUAUGAUGACCUGGAGCACAUGUGCUUUUACCAUCCAGAGUAUAGAAAACCUCUUGGAAACAGAGGGGAAGCCUUUAUUUGGAUCUCUACAAAAUAGACAGCACAGUGGCCUUAAAGCAUUAGUGCAGUUUGCAGCUGCUCAGAGAACAACAUCACCACAGGUCCUGAUUCAGAAACAUCUGGUUCGUCUUCUAGGAGUUCUUCUACCAAACUUUAAAACAGAAGACACUCCAUCCCUCUUAGAAGUAGAUAUGUUCCACAUUUUGGUGGGAGUUGUGUUAUCAUUUCCAUCUUUAUACUGGGAGGAUGCUGUAGACUUGCAACCUUCAUCAAUUAGUUCAGCCUAUAACCAUCUCUACCUCUUCCAUCUGACAACACUAGCACACAUGACACAAAUUGUUAUCUCUUCAACAACAGAAUCCUCUACUGCUCGGUCAUAUGACAACAGUGAGGAGGCAUGCUCUGCGCAGGCUUUCUGUAGAGAAGUUUGUCAGUACACCAGUGGUUGCUUUAGUCAGGAUGUUCCAGGCUGUCUUGUGUGGGAUUGUGUUAAGAAAGGCAUCAUGCCUUAUCUUCGUUGUGCUGCUUUUUUUCAUUAUUUGCUGGGAGUUUCUCCGCCUGAGGAGCUACUACAAGUUUCUGAAGAAGGGCAGUUCAAGGCACUUUGUAGUUACCUCUCUCUACCCACCAAUUUAUUCCUGCUUUUCCAGGAGUACUGGGACACUGUAAAUCCACUCCUUCAAAGGUGGUGUGCUGAUCCAGUGGUGCUAAGCUGCUUGAAGGGCAAGAGCACUGCAGUAAGGUAUCCUCGGAAAAGAAAUAGUUUAAUAGAGCUUCCUGAAGAUUAUAGCUGCCUUCUGAACCAAGCAUCACAGUUUAGAUGCCCACGGUCUUCUGAUGAUGAACAGAAACAUCCAGUAUUAUGUUUAUUUUGUGGGGCUAUGUUGUGUUCCCAGAAUACUUGCUGUCAGGAACUUGUGAAUGGAGAGGAGUUGGGAGCCUGUACUUCUCAUGCUCUCCAGUGUGGAGCUGGAGUCUGUAUGUUUCUCAAAAUCAGGGAAUGCAAAGUUGUCCUCAUAGAAGGUAAAACAAGGGGCUGCUUAUAUCCUGCUCCAUACUUGGAUGAAUAUGGAGAAACAGAUCCAGGUCUGAAAAGAGGCAAUCCUCUGCACUUAUGUCGGGAGCGUUACCGGAAGCUGCAUCUGCUAUGGCAGCAACACUGCAUCAUAGAGGAGAUUGCCAGGAGUCAAGAAACCAAUCAGAUCUUCUUUGGAUUCAAUUGGCAACUGCUCUGAAUCUCUUUAUUUUAGUGAAAUCUUUUACAUUUGGCAGUGCUUUGGAAAUGGAAAGAGGAGUGGCAGUAAAUGCUCUAAAGUGGGUUCUGUAGUUCAGAUGCAAUUAACGGAUUCUCUAGGUUGGAUGUAGUGCUGAUACAUUCAAACAGAAUUUUGUGUCAACUGUCUUUGUUUUAUUUCUCAAAAGGAAAACUACCUUGUAUAAUUAUUACUGAACCUUCAGGUUCAGAAAUAUUUCCACUUUUUUUUUUUUGCUAUCGUCUCACAUGUUUGACGAGGACAGCUUUCCAAAUCCUGUGCUUCAGGGCACAUAUGCUUGUCUCUUCCUUGCCUUGAGAAUAUACUUAACUGGUGUUGCUAAUUAAAAAAUAACUUUAUUUUCUUUCUUUUCCCAGGUUUAGUGUGACUUUUAAAUAAGUUAAGAUCUGUGGGUUGGUAAUGGUACCAAGCCUGUAGUAAUCUGUAGUUACAGGAACAGCAAACAUUAAGUUGUAUGAAAAAAGCCUGCAUUCUGCUAUAUCCUGGAAUUUAAUGAAGAGUUUUUAUCAAUAAACUCUUUAAAGGAGAAAUAUGCAUAGAAAGUGGAAUUACCAUCUUGUUUGUUCCAUUAAAAAAAUAGUCUGUGCUUUUUGCACUGCCAGAACCGCACUUUAUCUAAUGAAUUUGUCCUCUGUUAAUGCUGUAUAUCCUGAGAAGUCUAGGGCUACAGCGUUUGGUUAGGUUUUGGUUAGAUUUACUUCUUUCAGUUUUUUACAUGAAUUUUUUCUUGAAAGCCAAACAGGAAAAUAACUACUAUAGUAUAUCUCUGCAAGUUACAUAGGAGCCUGAGACUUCAAUAAAGUAGACUACCUUCAAUGCUAUCACUGGACUGAAAUCAAGGCCCUAAAUCAGUCAGCCUUGGAAUUAGAAAUAAAUUUCUUUGCCCGUGUUUGGGAAACUUUCCACUCUUCAUCCUGUCACAAUUGUUUGGAGCCCUGCCUGCGUAAAUGAAAAUGUGUUUUGGGGGUCACAUUCAGCACUAGGAGCAGAAAAGUGAAAGAAGAUAAGUAUGUAUCUUGACCCUGCAGUAGUUAAUGGUAUCAUUGUGAUUGAGCUCUCUCUUAAUGCUGUAGGAUUGUGCUUCAGUUCUAAAUGUCUUUUGUUUUCUGAAUUACAACUAUAACAUACAUGAGAGUAUUUGUUAUGUAAUGGGUAAAAAUGCUUUCCAAGGAAAUCACAUUGGUGUCAAAGCUGGAAGUUUUCAAUAUUCUUAAUUUCCCUUCCCUUUGCUGUUUGGAUUUUUUAAUGUCAUUUUAAUAAGGCUCACAAGGGAAAGUUUUCAAAAUAAUAUCUGAGAAUGUGUUUUUCUACUGUUUCCUUUGUUUAAUUUUUUUUUUACUGGUUUUAUGACAGGUAGUAGAAUCUCAGAUAAUUAUUUAGAUAUAAAUAGAGCUGUUCUCCUAGUUUCUUAAAGCUUUUAGAGUACAUGAGUACACUGAACAGCGCCAUAAUUCAUCUAAAAAUGGAGUACAGGUAGACCUGAAUAUUAUGAUUUGCAAUUCUUUUUUUCCUCUUCAAGAACUGUUGCAAUAAUCCUUCCCUGGUGAUAUAAACAGCUGGCUUUGGAAUGUUUUCUAGGCAUUUUUUUCUUGCAGUUAUGACUAUUGUCCUUAUUGAUUCCUGCAGAUUUUAAACCUGAAUAUACAACCCUUCAAAAACAAGCAUAAUUCUAUUAGUCUUAUCUAAAAUGUAUUUGAAACAUGUAAAGAAUUUAGAAGAGGAGUUGUGAUGAAAGCUUGCAUUCACUGGAGAUAUCUAAGGACAUUAAAACACUUUUUACCAAGAAAAACAUGAGUUCAGACUAGGAAAUUGUGGCUUAUUGAUACCAAAACUGUAUUCUUUUUUUUUUGGUUUUUUUUUUUGCUCAGUUUUACCUUUUCAUUUAUCAGAAACUUUCAGUUACCUUGCACUGCAGUGAUAAACUCUGUUAUCGACGAUGAGGUGAAAUCACUGUUAUGUUUUCUGUCUGAGCUGUAAUAUAUUCAUAAGGACGGCAGCUGUUUGAACAGGUGAGCUCUUGUUUGAAGCUCUAGAAAUAUGUUUGUAGCUGGAAAAAUGAGAGAGAAAGAAAAGGGGCAAAGUUGCAUCUCCAUGUAUGUUUGCACAUACUAAUUAGCAAAUGGGCUCCCAUAUCAUUCACUGACUGGUGUGGUCAUCUUUCAUUUCAUAAAUUACUAUGCAGUUUUGUUCACUGUGAGUAUGAUCUGUAUUUAGUGAUCACAAGAUGCUUAUGCCACCGAUUUUUCAUUCCAUCCAGGCUGACAGAAGAAAUUUGAUAAUGCACAUAUUAGUUUCUUUAAUUGCAAAAAUGUAAAUUUGAAACUUGUAUAAUGUUCUUGUGCUUUUGAAAUAAAAUAUCUUGUAUAUGUAUAUUUAAAAAAAGGAAAUAAAGUAACUUCUCAUAGAUUA